Messenger RNA from Darwinula stevensoni, 2141 nucleotides. Lineage: Eukaryota; Metazoa; Arthropoda; Ostracoda; Podocopida; Darwinulidae. The record is from the annotation of a GenBank genome assembly.
AUGGAGGACAGGGGAAACGAAUCGGAGAGUGUGUCGAAUGCAAAUAAUGUCGUCACGUAUUGGAUCUCGGAUGAAGGGGUGAAAUUGAUGCCAUGGGCUUGCAUCUUCGGAUCUCUUUGGUGGUUCCGGGGUUGUAAUGCUCCCGAGUCCGAUGCAUGCGACGGUUCUUGCUGUCUUCAGAGACGUGGGGCGCCUCUGCGGCAGCGGGACAAGAGAGGUGGAGGACCCAAGGUGGAGGACCCCAAGGGUGGAGGACCCAAGGUGGAGGACCCCAAGGGUGGAGGGCCCCAAGGUGGAGGACCUUGGAAGAAAGGCGACGAAUGGUCGACCAUUCGUGCACCCACGACGGGUCACAGGUCAUCGUUUGUCCGGGAUCAUCGACGCCCGACGUGCCGAUCCUCUGUUUGGAGGAGUGAGAAGGCCCGAACGGCAGGACCGUGGUGGGCCGAGUCCGCUUUGGGCCCGCCUGGCCCGGCGGGAGCGUGGUCCAGGCGAGAAGGCGUGACGUGGAAGGAGGCAGACGAGAGGGGAAGCCCGGGAAGCCCCUCGCGGGGGUCAGUCCGUCUCGAGGUCUCGAGCGGGGAGCAUGCGGUUCGCUCGGGGUGGCCUGGGGACGGUCGACUGAGGAUGGCUUGGGUCGUGGUGGUGCUUCUCGUGGUCUCGAGCGAUUCCACGAUGAUGGGGCAGGAAAUGUCGAAAAGAAAAAAGACAGAUGGUGAGGCCGAGACCGAGAGCGGAAAGAUCUCAUAUCGCUCUGUGACUUCGUGUGCACUGAAGCUGGGUGGAGGGAGAGGAGAGGGAGAGUCCUUGGGCAGAGGGAGAAGACAGGAAGAUUCCUGGGAUGGAGGAGGACGCACCGGAGACGAGAUGCCGGAGUUGACGGGGCUGGAAGCGACCUGCGGGAAGACGGAGAUUAGGGUUCGGGUCUCCUUCAGCCGUCCCUUCGCGGGGAUCAUCUACUCCAAGGGAUUUUACUCCCAGCCUCGAUGCAACUACGUCCAGGCGGAAGCGGCUCCUGCGAAUCGAUUCACGUUCGUGAUCCCAUCGCAAGGGUGCGGGACGACGGGGCAAUGGGAAAAACUCCGCGAGUCCCAAGACGUAUUCGUCGAGAACACCAUCAUAAUCCAGAACGAUCCCCUCAUUCAAGAAGCGUGGGAUCAUGCGAGGACGAUUCGGUGCGUCUGGAAGCAUUCCAUCGUCAAGCAUCUCUCCGCCUCUCCGUUUCAAGUCUACAAUCCCCUCACGGUGCCGAUUACGUUCAACAAGUACUCGGUGAAUUCGGUGAUGGAGAUCCAGGAAGGGAAGGGCCCGUUCUCGAAGCCGGCGACGGGUUUCAUCCACGUGGGGGAUCAGACUUCGCUCGUCAUAUAUAUUCAAGACCCGAAAGGAGCGUUGGACGCUCGAGUGAAGAAUUGUCGUGCUGGAGACAGUGACUCCGGAACGAUGGAGUUGUUGGAUUCCCGAGGCUGCGUCACGAGACAGAAUCUUAUCACUCCCUUCUAUUCCACUCGAGAAACCCAAGGCACCCAGGCUGAUCUCAUUCUCUAUUCGCAUUUCAAGGCAUUUCGACUGCCAAGUUCCACACAAUUCUUCAUCACCUGCAAAUUAGAGGUGUGUUACGGGGAAUGCAUUCCCGCAGAUUGUGCCGGCGGGACCGCAAACCAAUUUGACGAAGUGCAAAAUUCCGUCUCUAAAAGAUCUUCUACCUCCAAGAGAAGACGACGAGACGUAGAGCAAGCAGACCCCUCCGCGGGGAAUCGAACAGCAGUGGUGGAGCUGUCCCGCGGGAUCACUGUCCUCCCCCGAGACGUGUCGGAGGAUUCCCGCGGUCCUCCCGCAGACUGUUUCCCCCGCCCUGUGUUCAUGUUGAGUGUGAGCCUCUUGGUGCUUGGAUCCCUGCUACUUCUUGCCUUCACCGCCUACCUCUAUGCCCUCAACAGGCGGCUUCGCGCCAAAUUGGGACUUUCUAUGAAUCGCAUUUGCUGAAUAGGAAAGCCUUCUUUCGCACAAAACAUCCCGGGGAGUGGAGUGACUGAGACGAAUGGAAGACUUUAAAGUUUUGUUUUUGUUUUCCCCCUUCCCUUGAAACCAAAAUGCCAGGGAAAGUGGAUCCCAGGAAAUAAUAAUCAUAAUAUAAAAGG